UGUAUCAUGAUUCAACCAUACUGGUUCAAAAUGGACAAAAAAGCUUUGGAAAAACCCAUGUCCUACUCAACUUAAGCAUGAAAGUUCGAAAAGGGACAAUUUAUGGGUUGAUUGGAUCAUCUGGAUGCGGCAUGUUGAUUUGCUUUUCGUGCUAGAGUGUACAUUGUAAUGUUGUUCUUUGUAUUUGUUUUGUUUUUUCUAAUUAUUCAGGCAAAACCACUCUACUGGCAUGUAUCGUCGGACUGCGAAAGUUGACUAAAGGCAAAAUUUAUGUUUGCGGAAAGAAGCCCGGAGAAAAAGGUUCUGGUUUGCCUGGUAGACUUGUCGGAUAUAUGCCACAGGAAGUAGCGCUUAACGGUGAAUUUACAAUUCGGGAGGUAUGUCACUACUUUGGUAGAAUAUACGGCAUGGAAAAGAAUUUUAUUGAUGAUAGAAUUGAAAAACUACUCAAACUUCUCGAUCUUAAGAAUUCUAAUCAGUACAUCAAUACCCUGAGUGGUGGUCAACAGCGUCGAGCCUCAUUCAUUGUUGCCUUACUUCAUGAACCGUCUAUCCUAAUUCUUGAUGAGCCUACAGUCGGUGUUGAUCCAGUGCUUCGGGCAAGCAUUUGGCAGCAUCUUCGAGAUAUUGUUGAUACAUACGGAACAACUGCGAUAAUAACGACACAUUAUAUCGAAGAAAUGAGACAAGCCAAUACGAUUGGCAUUAUGCGAAACGGCGUAAUGAUGACAGAGGAAUCACCUGCAAGGCUACUUGAAAUCAAUAAUGCUAAUAUGCUUGAAGAUGUGGUCCUGAAAUAUUGUCUGAAAGAUGAAGUACCACAAAUAGAAUGUGGUCCUGAGACCGCAGAAACAUUCAAUCCUGCCAUGUACAAACAAGAUGAAAACACAAAGAGUAGUCAAACGCGUUCAAUUCACAGAAUCGGCGCUCUUACAAUAAAAAAUUUGAUCGUCCUGAUGAGGAACAUAGGAUUUUUGCUGUUUACAUUCGGCUCACCGGCACUAAUUGUGUCAAUUUUUUGCUUUGCAAUCGGUUCGUCACCAAAGGACCUUGGAAUGGGCGUAAUAAAUAAUGAGCUCGUCGAUUGCAAAAAUUUUACCGAAAUAACAUCUUGUGAACCAAUUCAACUCAGCUGUGCGUUUCUAAAUAAACUUGCAUCAGAUCGAAAAAUCAAAUUGAUUACAGUUGAAAAUGUGGAUCAUGCUCUACAAAAAGUCGAUCGAAGGAAAAUUUGGGGAUACAUUAAGAUUCCUCCAAAUUUCUCUCAAAAUAUCUUUGACAGAACUCUCGGAAGGUCCACAUCAAACACCACAAUCUUUGGAUCGCAGAUCGAUGUCAGAUUAGACAUGGCGAGCAUCAGUAUUGGCCUUUCAAUAAAAAAAUUUAUCUUCGAUGCCUACCAAUCAUUUACCAUCAAUCUUUUAUCGAAAUGCGGUGUAAAGGCGACGGGAUUGGACACUCCAGUUUUUUUUGAAGAUCCCAUUUAUGGCUCUGAAGAUUCUGAAUUUACAUAUUUUGUUGCACCCGGUGUAACCACGGGAUUUUUAUUUUUCAUGAGCGCGCUAACAUGUGGACUAGCUUAUAUCAUUGAAAAGAAGGAUGGCAUGUUACAUCGGAGUUUAAUUGCCGGUGUCACAACGAUGGAAAUUAUGGUGUCCCAUUUUAUUCCGCAAUUUGCAGUUGUCAUCGGGCAAGCAGUUCUUGCAUUUGUUAUAAUGUUUGUUGUAUUUGAAAUUCCACAAACUGGAUCACCGGUGCUUGCAUUCUUUCUUGUCUUACUCUCUUCGGUUUGUGGUAUGGCAAUGGGAUUCAUGGCGUCUACAUUAUUCGACGAAGAGAAGAGUGCUAUGCUGAUGGCGAUAGCUCUCAUUUUUCCAAAUUUCCUAUUAGCUGGAUUAAUUUGGCCAAUUGAAAGCCUACCGGGUACAAUGCAAAAAAUUAGCUUAUUCCUGCCAGGAACGUUGGCUUGUGAAAGUAUCCGAGCAAUACUGUUACGUGGCUGGGGAUUCUCGUAUUUUACGGUGUGGGUUGGUUUUGUAUCAACCAGUGGAUGGAUAAGUGUUUAUGUCAUUGCUACGUACAUCAUUUACAACAUCAGGAAAUAGAACAGUUCGUGCUUUUAAGAGGCGCUGAUAAACUUUAACGCUGAUAGAAGCGACAAGAUUAACCUCUGGCUAGUGCACUCUUAUGUAGGGUGAACAAUAUUGAAGUGAUAGACUCAACACAAUUGAAGUAGCAGAUUUAAUGAUUUUGUUAUGAUACGUUUGCCGUAUCUAAACGAUUUUAAAUUCUUGCAACACUUACAGUCCCAAUGUACACAUUACCUCCUUCGCCAGUCUAACACAGAUUACUGACUUAUUUCAAUAAAACAAUGCUGGUCAAAUAAAAACUGUGUUUCGAAAAAUACUAUGGCACCUACUCUUUCAACAUCCCUCGAAUCUCCAUGAACGGAGUGAGUGUAUCAUUUUUGAUGCGAAAAGUCGGGAAUGCGAUGAACAACAAGGUGUUACAAACACAAAUAUUACAAUUUUAUUGUUCAGUUAAAAUGCCGAGUAAAAUUAGAUAGCAAAGAAAAACCAAUAAAAACCAACUUUAACUGUCCGAUCGUUAUUAAGAAAUCGAUGAUAAUUCACCGAACGAAAAAGAAAUAUACAUAAAUAAUUCACUCACUAAAAAAAGACAACAACAGCCAACCAACAACAACAUGCCCAAGAUGCCAGCCACAUAUAAUAUCAUUUUAAUAACAUCUUAAGAAAUAAAAUGUCACAUAAAUAACAAAACAGUUUGCAAUAAAGGUGCUUUUUAUUUAUUUUA
This is a messenger RNA of Bradysia coprophila, 2814 nucleotides long. Its product is annotated as ABC transporter G family member 20-like. The record is from RefSeq and is a predicted model, not a curated record. Gene Ontology annotation, cellular component: plasma membrane. Gene Ontology annotation, molecular function: ABC-type transporter activity. Lineage: Eukaryota; Metazoa; Arthropoda; Insecta; Diptera; Sciaridae.